UUUGUCAGUAUGUUUUGGAUUUGAUCAUACUUGAUUAUCAGAUUCAUUUGAUUGUCCUGAAUAAUUUCAUUAAGAAUAUUAUCAGGUGAAAUGAGUCCUUUGUUUAAGUACAGCGCUAGUAUAUUAAUCAUAAUAUCUUUGAUUGGAUGCUUGGUAGCACUCCUUAUUUCUAAUCCGAUAAAUGCUGAAGACGCAUUUUGCGAAAAGUCACUGACUGCGUCUGUCAAGAAAGAGAUUGCUUCAUAUCAGCUUCUGGUUGACACAAUAGUUGAAGCAUCCGUUACUGGUUCAUUCAAGGGUAGCACCUUUGAGGAACUGGCAUUUUUUAUUGAUACAUUUGGCAAUAGAAUUGCAGGUAGUGAAAAUUUGGAAAAUUCAAUCGAUUAUUUAUUGGAAAAAUUUAAAUCUAAAAAUCUGGAAAAUAUUCACACAGAGGAGGUUUCAUUAGAAAGCUGGAGUAGGGGCAAAGAGUCAGCAACCUUAUUGUUUCCAAGAAGACAAAAUCUUCCCAUUCUUGGACUCGGUAAUAGCGUUGGAACUUCUGAAGAUGGUAUUACUGCUGAAGUAUUAACUGUGAAAAGUUUUGAUGAGUUGAAUGAAAGAAGUGCUGAGGCAAAAGGUAAAAUAGUUGUUUUCGCACCAGAAUUCAUUUCAUAUGGCAAGACCGUUGUGUAUCGAUCGAAAGCUGCUUCAGAAGCUGCAAAACAUGGAGCAGUUGCUGCCCUUAUCCGUUCGAUUGCACCAUUCUCUAUACUUUCGCCGCAUACAGGGAUGCAAAGCUACGAAGCUAACGUCACGAAAAUACCAGUUGCUGCACUUGCUGUGGAAGAUGCUCAUCUUCUCGAGAGAAUGCAAAGCAGGAAACAAAGGGUGGUUGUCAAUUUGAAGAUGGAAGCUCAUUUGGGUGAGGUGAAAACAUCGAGAAACACAAUUGCUGAAUUAAAAGGUUCAAGUCAUCCAGAAAAAGUCGUUAUCAUAUCUGGCCACCUAGAUAGUUGGGAUGUUGGUCAGGGUGCUAUGGAUGAUGGUGGUGGUGCUUUUAUUUCAUGGAAUGCUUUGAAUGUUUUGAAGUCUUUGGACUUAAGACCAAAACGGACAAUAAGGACAAUUUUAUGGACUGCAGAGGAGUUUGGAUAUGUUGGAGCACAACAGUAUUAUAAAGAUCAUAAAAAUGAGACUCAUAACUGGAAUUUUAUUAUGGAAUCGGAUGAAGGAACCUUCAAUCCCUAUGGUUUGAAUUAUGUUAGUGGUGAUAAAGGAUCUUGUAUCAUUAAGGAAAUAGUCAAGUUAUUCAAAAAUUUGAACGCAACUUCGUCUACCAGAUCUGAUUCCGUUGGUUCAGAUAUCAAUUUAUGGCUAGAUGAUGGAAUUCCAGGGGCAGCUGUCUUACAACAAAAUGAAAAGUACUUCUGGUUCCAUCAUUCCCAAGGAGAUACCAUGGAUGUUGAAGAUCCAGUCAGUUUGGAUAAAAACACUGCAAUAUGGGCAGCAACAGCUUACAUAAUCGCUAAUUUAGAGGAUGAUUUCCCAAGGGAUUAGAAGAAUCUUGUGAUAAUAGAGUGUUUAUGAAUUAAAAUUAGGAGAAUAUUCUUUAGUAUUAUUACUAUUGUAUAUAUGAGAAAACAAUAUUUUGUCGCAAAAUAAUUUUCAUUGAAAUAAUAUUCAUUUUCA
Molecule: messenger RNA, 1671 nt
Organism: Harmonia axyridis
Lineage: Eukaryota; Metazoa; Arthropoda; Insecta; Coleoptera; Coccinellidae
Product: carboxypeptidase Q-like
Exons: 5
Coding region: 91-1539 (482 amino acids)
Biological process (GO): proteolysis; peptide catabolic process
Molecular function (GO): metallodipeptidase activity
Source: RefSeq, a predicted model, not a curated record